CGUAAAUUUCUACGUGAGAUUGCGUAGAAAGUUUAUUCGUUGAUUUGUGACGAAGUAAAACGUUAUCCUGAGGUGUUGGGCGCUUGCGCGAGAGACGUCGGCGAGCGGUCUGGGUGCCAUCCGAUCAGCAGUGGGUGAUCGUCGGUACCCUACGACGGUUCAGCGCGCCGACGUUGACAUCACCGUCGACGUCCUUGACAAGACAAAGAGGCCGGGGAACCGUGUGUAGCGACGGGAGCAUGCCGUCCACGCGGAACUGUGAAUGACCACUGCGUCCACUUCGAGCAUCGAUAAGGGUGCCUCGGACACGAAGUGACACGCGAGACACACACGCACAUCCACGUACGCACGCACGAGAGCGCAGGGGUGACGCAGACGGAGGAGGGUCGUCCGCGCGUGAAAGCGCGUCGAAGGGAUGGCCGACAGCGAGGGUGGCUCCGAGCAGGACGACGUAUCAUUCCUCCGCACGGAGGAUAUGGUAUGCCUGUCCUGUACCGCAACAGGAGAGAGGGUUUGCCUGGCAGCUGAGGGUUUCGGCAAUCGACAUUGUUUUCUCGAAAAUAUCGCGGAUAAGAACAUACCGCCGGACUUGUCGCAAUGCGUGUUCGUGAUAGAGCAGGCCCUCUCGGUGAGGGCUCUGCAGGAAUUGGUUACCGCUGCCGGCUCCGAGACGCAACAAGACAGUUUAGGAAAGGGCACCGGGUCAGGGCACAGGACCUUGUUAUACGGUAACGCCAUAUUAUUGCGACAUCUAAACAGCGACAUGUACCUGGCGUGUCUAUCCACGAGUUCGUCGAACGAUAAGCUAGCCUUUGACGUCGGUCUACAGGAACAUUCUCAUGGUGAGGCAUGUUGGUGGACUGUGCAUCCCGCUUCCAAGCAGAGAUCCGAGGGUGAGAAAGUGCGUGUAGGUGACGAUCUUAUCUUGGUAUCUGUCGCGACCGAACGAUAUUUGCACACGACGAAAGAAAAUGACCUGUCGGUGGUAAACGCAUCUUUUCACGUGACGCAUUGGUCGGUACAGCCUUAUGGAACCGGUAUCAGUAGGAUGAAGUACGUUGGUUAUGUUUUCGGCGGUGAUGUGUUGAGGUUCUUCCACGGAGGCGACGAGUGCUUGACGAUACCAUCGACAUGGAGUCCAGCACCCAGUCAAAACCUCGUAAUCUACGAGGGCGGCAGCGUGAUGAGCCAAGCGAGGUCGUUAUGGAGACUAGAACUCGCCAGAACAAAAUGGGCGGGCGGCUUCAUCAACUGGUUACAUCCCAUGCGGAUCAGGCACUUGACAACUGGACGUUAUCUUGGUGUGAAGGAGAACAACGAGCUCUAUCUGGUCGAUAGGAACGAGGCGACAAUUGAAACCUCGACGUUUUGGUUACGGCAAGAGAAGGACGAUCAAAAGAUCGUUCUUGAGGACAAUAAGCCGAUUAUAAAAUACGGUGACUCUACCGUGAUUAUGCAACAUGCCACCACGUGCCUCUGGGUGUCUUAUAAAUCAUACGAAACAAAAAAGAAGGGCGUCGGAAAAGUCGAAGAGAAACAGGCGGUACUCCAUGAAGAGGGUAAGAUGGACGAUGGUUUGGAUUUUUCCAGAUCACAAGAAGAAGAAUCUCGCACCGCCCGCGUCAUCAGAAAGUGCAGUAGCUUGUUUACUCAAUUCAUCACAGGCCUAGAAACGCUGCAAAGAGCGUCCAUGUUUUUUCAAAACGUGAAUCUUAAUGAAAUGGUAAUGUGUCUUGAAGAUUUGAUCAAUUACUUUGCUCAACCCGAGGACGACAUGGAACACGAAGAGAAACAGAAUAAGUUCCGAGCUCUUAGAAAUCGUCAGGAUCUGUUCCAAGAGGAGGGAAUAUUGAAUCUGAUUCUCGAAGCUAUUGACAAGAUUAACGUGAUUACUUCGCAAGGAUUUCUUGUCGCUCUUUCCGGCGACGAGAGCGGCCAGGCUUGGGAUCAGAUAUCCGGGUAUCUCUAUCAACUACUGGCAGCCAUUAUCAAAGGAAAUCACACCAACUGCGCUCAGUUUGCCAAUAGUAAUCGUCUGAAUUGGUUGUUUAGCCGAUUGGGCUCGCAGGCUUCCAGUGAAGGAACUGGAAUGUUGGAUGUACUUCAUUGUGUCCUGAUUGAUUCGCCGGAGGCUUUAAACAUGAUGAGGGAUGAGCAUAUAAAAGUAAUUAUUUCUCUGCUGGAGAAACACGGUAGAGAUCCGAAAGUUCUGGACGUCUUGUGUUCGCUAUGCGUCGGUAAUGGCGUCGCGGUACGCUCUUCGCAAAAUAACAUUUGCGAUUUUCUGCUGCCUGGAAAAAAUUUGCUCCUCCAAACGCAGCUGGUGGAUCAUGUGGCGAGCGUCAGACCGAAUAUAUUUGUUGGCAGAGUUGAGGGUUCGGCUCUUUAUCAAAAGUGGUAUUUCGAGGUAACAGUGGAUCACAUUGAACAAACGACUCACAUGAUGCCGCACUUGCGAAUCGGAUGGGCGAACACCGCUGGUUAUAUGCCGUAUCCCGGUGGUGGUGAAAAGUGGGGUGGAAACGGCGUAGGCGAUGAUUUGUAUUCGUUCGGAUUUGAUGGCGCUCAUCUGUGGACCGGCGGUAGGAAGACGCAAGUAGUUCAAAAUGCCACCGAACCUUACAUACGAAAAAGCGACGUGAUCGGUUGCGCUUUGGAUCUGACGGUGCCGGUGAUAACGUUUACUUUCAAUGGCACUCACAUCAUGGGCUCUUUUCGGAACUUUAAUCUAGAUGGCAUGUUCUUCCCUGCCAUCAGUUGCUCGUCUAAACUCUCCUGCAGAUUUUUGCUGGGUGGUGAUCACGGUCGACUGAAGUUUCAAUCACCGGAAGAGUUUUCGCCGCUGGUGGAGAGCCUGCUGCCGCAACAAAUUCUGUCACUGGACCCGUGUUUUUAUUUUGGUAACAUGAACAAGGUGGUUCUGGCGGGUCCGUGGCUGAUUGAGGACGAUACCGCCUUCGUUCCAGCUCCGGUCGAUACUUCCAUGGUCAACCUGCCUGCCUAUGUCGAGCAGAUUAGAGAUAAAUUGGCGGAGAACAUCCACGAGAUGUGGGCGAUGAAUAAAAUCGAAGCCGGUUGGAUCUACGGCGAGGUCAGGGAUGAUCUCAGGAAGAUACAUCCCUGUAUAGUACAGUUCGAGCGACUGCCAGCUGCAGAAAAGCGCUACGAUACUCAACUGGCUGUGCAAACCUUGAAAACCAUUUUAGCACUGGGAUAUUACAUCACCAUGGAUAAGCCUCCAUCUAGAAUAAAAACUUUGAGGCUACCAAAUGAACCGUUUUUGCAAAGUAGUGGAUAUAAACCAGCGCCUCUUGAUCUAGCUGCGAUCACAUUAACUCCCAAAAUGGAAGAGCUCGUAGAUCAACUAGCAGAGAACACGCACAAUCUUUGGGCAAAGGAAAGAAUCAGUCAAGGGUGGACGUACGGAUUAAAUGAGGAUUCGGAAAUGAGGAGAAGUCCCCACUUGGUACCCUAUCCGAAAGUCGAUGAAGCUAUCAAAAAAGCCAAUCGAGAUACAGCCAGUGAAACCGUCAGGACUCUGUUGGUUUACGGAUAUAUGCUUGAUCCACCCACUGGAGAACAGCACGAGGCAUUGCUUUUGGAGGCAAGCAGAUUACGACAAUUAUCCUUCAGGACCUACAGGGUUGAGAAACAUUAUGCAGUCAGCAGCGGAAAAUGGUAUUUUGAGUUCGAAGUUCUCACAGCUGGGCCUAUGCGAGUCGGUUGGGCGAAAGCCGAUUGUAUGCCAGGAAGUAUGCUAGGCAGUGAUGAAAGUACUUGGGCAUUUGAUGGUUAUAACGUGACUAAAGUGCACGCUGGCACCCACGAGUCAUUUGGUCACAAAUAUCAAGUGGGCGACAUAGUUGGAUGUUUCAUUGACGUGGCAGACCGAACGAUCAGUUUUUCCUUAAAUGGAGAACUGCUGAUGGAUGCACUCGGCGGUGAAACUUCUUUCGCCGAUGUGCAAGGCGAUUCUUUCGUGCCCGCGUUCACCCUUGGCGUUGGGCAAAAGGCAAGACUAACAUUCGGCCAAGAUGUAAACACCCUGAAAUUUUUUACUACUUGUGGUUUGCAGGAGGGCUAUGAACCGUUCUGUGUGAACAUGAAUCGUCUAGUUACGUAUUGGUACACGAAAGAUCAGCCCAUUUUUGAGAACACCGACGACAUGGCCGAUACGCGAAUCGACGUGGCUAGGAUACCAGCUGGUUCCGACACACCGCCGUGUCUGAAAAUCUCUCACAACACGUUCGAAACCAUGGAGAAGGCUAAUUGGGAAUUUUUACGAUUAUCAUUGCCUGUGAUUUGCCAAUCUAAUUUUAUAACUGAGGGUGAGAAGUUGCGCAGGUGGCAGGAGAUUAAAGCGCGACAGAACAGACUUUUAGCCGAGCAAAUUGAGCAAGGGCAGCAGGCAGCACCGUCGGGUCAUUUAGAACAGAUUAUGAAAUCCGGCUUCAGUAUGAGCGAUAUCAAAGGACUGCAAAGAAAUUAUUCGGAAGAUGCGGCUGAGGCGGACGAGAUGAUGAAAGAAUCGCCGCUUCCUAUGCAAAGAGGUAAGCCUGCCAGACCGCCCAGGAAAGGUUCAUUUUACGGAUCACGUUUAGAUAAUGCGAUCAGUGAUGCUGAAAUGAAUGGAUAUGGCGAGAUGAAUGGUGACAUAAAGGACGAGAAGAAGAAACGUGGCCGCUCACCUUUUCGCAAGCUUAGCAAAGAGAUGGAGGAUGCACCGUUCUUCUCGCGUAAAACGAAAUCACCGGAGACAAAGUCAAAAACGCCUGAGCCGCAAAUACGUGCAGAUAUCUCAGAUAAAAGUACGAAAAUGCUCGGAAGCAAAAGUGCCAAAACUCCCCAAAUUCGCGUCUCAACUACGGACUUGAAAGUCGUCCCGCCACAAAUCCCAGAACGUAACGUUCCCAAGGCGAUGUCCGUUUUAACAGGAAGUGGCGUCGAAGCGAUCGGCAAUGAAAUCUUCGACGCUGAGUGUAUGAAGUUAAUGAAUGAGUAUUUCUAUGGCAUUAGGAUAUUCCCCGGUCAAGAUCCGACUCACGUUUACAUUGGUUGGGUUACUUCACAAUAUCACCUGCACACGAAGGACUUUAAUUUAUCUCGCGUGAGGAAAGCUUCUGUUGCGAUUAUAGAUGAUUACGAUCGUCUCGUAGAGCAAGUCGACAGACAAAGUUGCUAUAUGGUUCGAGCGGAUGAACUGUAUAACGAAGUCACUCAAGAUGCAUCGGGUAAGGGCGCAUCUCAGGGUAUGUUCGUUGGAUGCUUUGUUGAUACUGCCACAGGCUGGGUAUCCUUCACUUGUGAAGGGAAAGAAACAAGUCACAAAUUCAAGAUGGAGCCAGACACGAAACUGUUCCCAGCGAUCUUCGUUGAAGCCACCAGCAAAGAGAUCCUACAGAUCGAACUCGGCAGGACUUCGACAACGCUUCCACUAUCGGCAGCUGUACUGCAGAAUUCUGAACGACACGUUAUACCGCAGUUUCCACCAAGAUUAAAAGUACAAUGUCUCAAACCGCACCAAUGGGCCAGAGUGCCAAAUCAGUCUCUUCAAGUACACGCCUUAAAGCUGUCUGACAUCAGAGGCUGGUCGAUGCUAUGCGAGGACGCUAUCUCAAUGCUGGCUCUUCAUAUACCCGAGGAAGAUAGAUGUAUCGAUAUUUUGGAGCUUAUCGAGAUGGAUAAGUUGCUCAGUUUCCAUGCACACACAUUGACACUGUAUGCAGCUCUGUGCUAUCAAUCGAAUUAUCGUGCAGCGCACGCUCUGUGCCAACAUGUUGAUCAAAAACAAUUGUUAUACGCGAUACGAGCCGAGUACAUGUCCGGGCCCCUGCGACAAGGAUUUUACGAUUUACUUAUCGCCCUACAUCUCGAGUCACACGCGACGACGAUGGAAGUGUGCAAAAACGAAUACAUAAUACCGCUUGGUCAAGAAUUAAAGGAUUUGUACGAAGACUACGAGAUGAAACACAGUCUCAGGUAUUUGGAGACCGAGUCUAUUCGCCCACAAAUGAAAAUGACAGAGAUCAGUGACCAAGCGAUUGAGAACAUAAAGAACCUGUAUAGCCCACAUUUUCCACUCGACGUCGUGCGGGAUUACGUGAUGAUGGCGCUCAACGAAGCCGUCGAAGUGAAUCAGGUGCACAACCGAGAUCCAAUCGGAGGCAGCAACGAGAAUCUCUUUCUACCACUUUUGAAGCUGGUAGAUAGAUUGCUCUUAGUCGGCAUGCUAAGAAACGAGGAUAUAUUCAAGUUACUCAUUAUGAUAAAUCCCGAAACCUGGGACCCGUCUUUCGAUAAAGAAGGAAAAGACGAGCACAAGAAAGGCUUACUGCAUAUGAAAAUGGCUGAGGGAGCGAAAUUACAAAUGUGCUAUCUACUUCAUCAUUUAAAUGACAUCCAAUUGCGCCAUCGCGUCGAGUCCAUUAUUGCUUUCGCUUACGAUUUCGUCGGAGAAUUGCAGGCCGAUCAAUUGCGACGUUAUAUCGAGAUCAAACAAUCAGAUUUGCCAUCGGCUGUCGCUGCCAAAAAGACCAGAGAAUUCAGGUGUCCUCCUCGCGAACAAAUGAAUGCUAUUCUAAGCUUCAAGAAUUUAGAUUUAGAAGAAGAUCCAGACAGUUGUCCCUGUGGCGAGGCAGCUAAUGCCGCAAACGAACCAGCUGAAGAAAUUCAGAAACCUGGAGCUAUGAAACGCCUCUUUAAUUUUAUCAACGCUGUUAAAGAACUCGAGGAGGAAUCUAAACCUGAAGUCGAGCCCGAGAAAAAGACUCCGGAAGAGGUAUUUCGCAAGGUGCUAAUAUCAACUAUCGUGAGUUGGGCUGAAGAAUCGCAAAUCGAGACACCGAAACUCGUACGAGAGAUGUUCAGCUUAUUAGUCAGGCAAUACGAUACCGUCGGUGAGUUGAUCAGAGCUUUGGAGAAAACUUACAUCGUUAACAACAAGACGAAGGAUGAUGUCGCAUUAAUGUGGGUCGGUUUGAGCCAAAUUCGUGCCUUGCUACCAGUACAAAUGUCUCAGGAGGAGGAAGCGCUAGUUCGAGAGCGACUGUGGAAGCUGGUGAACAAUCACACAUUUUUUCAACAUCCCGAUCUCAUUAGAGUGCUGAGAAUUCAUGAAAACGUGAUGGCCAUUAUGAUGAAUACCCUAGGAAGACGCGCUCAGGCGCAGUCUGACGCUCAAACUCAGGCUCAAGCAGCGGAAGGUGAACCAGCAUCAAAGGAGAAGGACACCUCUCACGAGAUGGUCGUGGCUUGCUGCAGAUUCCUGUGCUAUUUCUGUCGUACAUCCAGACAGAAUCAGAAAGCCAUGUUCGACCACUUUGACUUCCUGCUGGAGAACAGCAAUAUUCUGUUGGCAAGACCGUCAUUGCGAGGAUCAACGCCAUUAGACGUAGCAUAUUCGUCACUGAUGGAAAACACAGAAUUAGCUUUGGCUCUAAGAGAACAUUAUCUAGAGAAAAUCGCUAUCUAUUUAUCGCGAUGUGGCCUGCAGUCCAAUUCGGAAUUAGUGGAGAAGGGCUACCCUGAUUUAGGUUGGGAUCCUGUUGAGGGUGAACGCUAUCUCGAUUUCUUGAGAUUUUGCGUGUGGGUCAAUGGUGAAAGCGUGGAGGAAAAUGCAAACUUGGUAAUCCGUUUGCUAAUCAGAAGACCAGAAUGCUUGGGUCCGGCUCUUCGAGGCGAAGGUGAAGGUUUAUUGAGAGCCAUUAUAGAAGCUAACAAGAUGUCUGAACGUAUUGCUGAUAGACGAAAAGUGCACGACGAGGCCGAGGGCACGGCUAUGAUGAUGCAAUUCGAACAUCCACUACCGGAAUCAGACGACGAUGAAGACUACAUUGACACUGGUGCGGCAAUAUUAAAUUUCUAUUGCACCCUCAUCGAUCUGUUAGGCCGCUGUGCUCCGGAUUCUUCCGUGAUAGAACAAGGGAAGAACGAAUCUCUCCGAGCCCGGGCGAUCUUAAGAUCGUUAGUACCCUUGGACGAUCUUCAGGGUGUGCUAUCUUUGCGGUUCACAUUGCUCAAUCCCGCCGCCGGCGAGGAACGACCGAAAAGCGAUACACCAUCUGGUUUAAUACCAGGGCACAAGCAAAGCAUUGUGCUGUUUCUCGAACGUGUUUAUGGUAUCGAAACGCAAGAGUUAUUCUACAAAUUAUUAGAGGAAGCUUUCUUGCCGGAUCUUCGCGCCGCCACCAUGCUCGACAGAAACGACGGCUACGAAUCCGAAAUGUCACUCGCUAUGAAUCGUUACAUAGGAAACAGCAUUUUGCCACUGUUAAUUAAGCAUUCCAAAUUUUACAACGAGGCGGACAAUUACGCGAGUUUACUCGACGCUACAUUGCACACGGUGUACCGACUCAGUAAGAACCGGAUGCUGACGAAGGGUCAACGCGAAGCUGUCUCGGACUUCCUUGUCGCGUUGACUAGUCAAAUGCAGCCGAGCAUGUUGUUGAAGUUAUUACGAAAGCUGACUGUCGAUGUGUCUAAAUUAUCAGAGUAUACUACAGUAGCUCUCAGAUUGUUAACGCUGCAUUACGAUCGUUGCGCGAAAUAUUACGGUUCCACCGGCUCCACCGGUCAAGGCGCUUACGGUGCGUCGAGCGAUGAAGAGAAACGUCUCACGAUGGUCCUCUUUAGCAAUAUAUUCGAUUCCCUGUCUAAAAUGGAUUACGAUCCAGAAUUAUUCGGAAAAGCGCUGCCUUGCCUGACAGCCAUCGGUUGUGCUCUGCCGCCAGAUUAUUCUUUAUCGAAAAAUUACGACGACGAAUGGUACGGCAGCAAAUCGGCCUCGACUCAAUCACCCGACGGUCCUUACAAUCCGCAGCCAAUCAACACUUCCAGCGUGGUGCUCAAUAACGAUCUUAAUCAAAUAGUGCAAAAAUUCUCUGAGCAUUAUCACGAUGCUUGGGCUAGUCGUAAGUUAGAGAACGGUUGGACUUACGGCGAUCAAUGGUCGGACAUGAAUAAAACUCAUCCGAGAUUGAAACCAUAUAAUAUGUUGAGUGAUUACGAACGAGAGCGAUACAAGGAACCCGUCAGAGAGAGCUUGAAAGCUCUCCUAGCAAUUGGUUGGAGUGUGGAGCACGCGGAGGUCGAUGUACCAUCGACCAAUCGCAGUUCGAUGAGAAGAUCUUCUAAGAGUCAAGGGGACUCAGCUAAUCCGUUUAACUACAAUCCUCAUCCGGUGGACAUGACUAAUCUGACGCUAAGCAGAGAAAUGCAGAACAUGGCUGAACGUUUGGCAGAUAACGCUCAUGAUAUUUGGGCAAAGAAGAAGAAGGAAGAACUUACUACCUGCGGAGGUGGUAUUCAUCCUCAGUUGGUACCUUACGAUCUAUUAACUGAUAAGGAGAAACGAAAAGAUCGUGAGCGAUCGCAAGAGUUUCUCAAAUAUUUACAGUAUCAAGGGUACAAGCUUCACAAACCUAAUCGCGGCGGCACGGAGACCGAAGUGGCUGGCGCAGUUGCUGCGGUAGAAUUAAGAUUCGCUUAUUCAUUAUUAGAGAAGUUAAUAGCUUAUUUGGACAAGGCGACAAUCAAUAUGAAGCUCUUGAAACCCUCUGACACAUUCAGUCGAAGAAACAGUUUUAAGACCUCGACAAGAGACAUCAAGUUCUUCAGUAAAGUGGUCCUUCCACUAAUGGAAAAGUACUUUAGCACGCAUAGAAACUACUUUAUCGCUGUGGCUACCGCCACGAACAAUGUCGGUGCAGCGUCGUUGAAAGAGAAGGAGAUGGUAGCUGCUCUUUUUUGCAAGUUAGCAAGUUUGCUGAGAUCGAGACUCGCCGCUUUUGGCGCGGAUGUAAGAAUAACGGUUCGAUGCCUGCAAGUGCUAGUAAAAGGUAUAGACGCUAAGAGUCUCGUAAAGAACUGUCCUGAGUUUAUCCGAACGUCCAUGUUGACUUUCUUCAACAAUACCGCCGAUGAUCUGGGUCACACGAUCAUGAACCUCCAAGAAGGGAAAUAUAGUCAUCUCAGAGGCACCCAUUUGAAAACCUCCACGUCAUUAUCGUACAUCAAUAGUGUAGUUCUGCCGGUGCUCACAGCGAUGUUUGACCAUCUUGCCGCGUGCGAGUACGGCAGUGACUUGUUACUUGACGAAAUUCAAGUAGCAUCGUACAAAAUGUUGGCGUCUCUGUACACUCUCGGAAUAGACGCUAGUUUAACGCACGACAGAAAGUACCUGAAGACUGAGAUCGAGCGACAUAAACCUAAUCUAGGCUCCUGCUUGGGUGCCUUUUCAAGUUGCUUCCCAGUGGCCUUUUUAGAACCUCAUUUAAACAAGCACAAUCAGUAUUCCCUUCUAAAUCGAAUCGCGGAUCAUUCUCUGGAAGCUCAAGAUAUCAUGACGAAGAUGGAAUCUAGUAUGCCAACCUUGGAGACCAUCCUUAGUGAAAUCGAUCAGUUCGUCGAAUCCGAGAAGACCUACAACGAUGCUCCUCACGUCGUCGACGUAAUUCUACCUUUGCUCUGCUCUUAUUUGCCAUUCUGGUGGGCGCAAGGGCCUGACAAUGUGAAUCCGACUGAGAGUACCUACGUUAGCAUGGUAACGAGCGAUCACAUGAAUCAGUUGCUGAAAAAUGUGUUGAAGUUGAUUAAGAAGAACAUCGGUAAUGAGAACGCACCGUGGAUGACGCGCAUUGCGGCCUAUACGCAGCAAAUCAUUAUCAAUUCAUCCGAGGAGUUAUUAAAGGAUCCGUUUUUACCUCUCGCCGAACGCGUCAGAAAACGAACGGACACUAUGUUCCACAAAGAGGAAUCUCUUCGGGGCUUUAUUAAAUCUUCGACUGACGAUACCUCGCAAGUUGAGGCGCAGAUUCAAGAAGAUUGGCAAUUACUCGUGCGCGAUAUCUACUCAUUCUAUCCCUUAUUGAUAAAGUACGUCGAUCUUCAAAGGAAUCAUUGGCUGAGGAACAAUAUUUCCGAUGCCGAAGAUCUAUACAAUCACGUGGCGGCUAUAUUUAAUAUCUGGUCCAAGUCACAGUACUUCUUGCGCGAAGAGCAGAAUUUUAUAUCCGCGAAUGAAAUUGAUAACAUGGUACUCAUCAUGCCCACUGCAACAAGAAGACCUGCUACAGUGUCUGAUGGCACCGCACCUUCCGGAGGAGGCAAAAAAAAGAAGAAACAUCGCGACAAGAAGAGAGACAAGGACAAGGAAGUACAAGCAUCCUUGAUGGUCGCUUGCCUGAAGAGAUUGCUACCCGUCGGCUUAAAUCUCUUCGCUGGUCGCGAACAAGAAUUAGUGCAGCAUUGCAAAGACAGAUUCCUGAAAAAGAUGCCGGAAUCUGAUAUUUCGGAAUUUGCCAAGACUCAACUGACACUGCCGGAUAAGAUCGAUCCUGCCGACGAAAUGUCUUGGCAACAUUAUCUAUACUCACAAUUAGGUCAGAAGAAGGACGCAAUGGAGCCUGUAAAGGCUCAACAGCUGGAAGAUGUCGUUGCUAGAAUCACCGACAUGGCCAAAGUCUUAUAUGGUUUACAUAUGAUAGAUCAUCCACAACAGCAGAGCAAGAGUCAAUAUCGUUCAGUGGUGUCGAUCCAGCGUAAACGAGCGGUAAUCGCUUGCUUUCGCCAAACUUCCUUACAUUCCUUGCCAAGGCAUCGAGCGAUAAACAUUUUUGCGCGAACAUAUUACGAGCUGUGGUUACAAGAUGAAAAUGUGGGCCAAGAAGUUAUGAUCGAGGAUCUUACGCAAUCGUUCGAAGAUGCAGAAUUGAAGAAAAUGGAUAAAGCUGAGGAUGAAAGCAAACCCGAUCCGUUGACACAAUUGGUGACAACAUUCUGUCGCGGCGCUAUGACUGAACGAUCAGGCGCUCUUCAAGAAGAUCCGCUUUACAUGAGUUAUGCUCAAAUUAUCUCAAAAUCAUGCGGAGAAGAAGAGGAAGAGGGUGAAGAAGAAGGUGGAGGUGAAGAAGAAGGAGGAGCUUCGAUCCAUGAGCAAGAAAUGGAGAAGCAAAAACUCUUGUUCCAUCAAGCUCGUCUAGCAAAUCGCGGCGUCGCCGAAAUGGUCCUUCUGCACAUAUCGGCGUGUAAGGGCAUUCCCAGCGAGAUGGUGAUGAAGACUUUAGAACUUGGAAUUUCGAUCCUGCGUGGCGGUAAUAUCGAAAUUCAGCGAGGGAUGCUGAAUCAUCUAAAGGAAAAAAAGGAUGUCGGUUUCUUCACGUCCAUCGCAGGUCUAAUGAACUCUUGCAGCGUGUUGGAUCUAGAUGCUUUCGAGAGGAAUACGAAAGCUGAGGGUCUCGGCGUUGGUUCCGAGGGUGCAGCUGGUGAGAAGAAUAUGCACGACGCCGAAUUCACUUGCGCCUUAUUUCGCUUUAUCCAACUUACCUGCGAGGGUCACAAUCUCGAUUGGCAGAACUACCUCAGGACACAGGCUGGUAAUACGACGACGGUGAACGUGGUCAUUUGCACUGUCGAUUACCUCCUGCGAUUGCAGGAGUCGAUCAUGGACUUUUACUGGCAUUACUCGAGCAAGGAACUCAUCGAUCCUGCCGGCAAAGCAAACUUUUUCAAAGCUAUUGGCGUUGCUAGUCAAGUUUUUAACACCCUUACUGAGGUUAUUCAAGGCCCGUGCGCACAGAAUCAACAAGCUUUAGCGCAUUCAAGAUUGUGGGACGCAGUCGGAGGUUUUUUUUUCUUAUUCUCGCAUAUGCAAGACAAACUAUCGAAGCACUCCAGUCAGGUGGAUCUUCUGAAAGAAUUGCUUAACUUGCAGAAAGACAUGAUUACCAUGAUGCUUUCCAUGCUUGAAGGUAAUGUCGUGAACGGGACGAUUGGAAAACAGAUGGUAGACACUUUGGUCGAAUCGGCUAGUAACGUAGAACUGAUUUUGAAGUACUUCGACAUGUUCUUGAAACUAAAGGAUCUUGUAUCAUCGCCGAGUUUCCUGGAAGUCGAUCUUAACAAUGAUGGUUGGGUGUAUCCUAAGGAUUUCAAGGAGAAGAUGGAGCAGCAGAAGAGUUACACCAACGAGGAAAUUGAAUUUCUCCUGGCUUGUUGCGAGACGAAUCACGACGGCAAGAUCGAUUAUGUUGCUUUCAUGGAUCGUUUCCACGAGCCGUCGAAGGAAAUAGGUUUCAAUCUGGCUGUAUUGCUCACCAAUCUGUCCGAACACAUGCCUAACGAACCGAGACUAGCCAGGUUCCUUGAGACAGCCGGGUCUGUUCUAAAUUACUUCGAGCCGUUCUUAGGCAGAAUCGAAAUCCUCGGUGGCAACAAGAAAAUUGAGCGCGUGUAUUUCGAGAUUAAAGAGUCAAACAUCGAACAGUGGGAAAAGCCGCAAAUUAAGGAAUCGAAGAAGACCUACUUCUAUAACACGGUAGUCGAGGCUGGUGAGAAAGAAAAACUCGAAACCUUUAUCAACUUUUGCGAAGAUGCUAUUUUUGAAAUGCAACACGCAAGUGCGUUGAUGACCGUAGAGGAAAGUGGCGGAAUCGGCAAAGCGAGGGAAUCAUCGUACACAUAUAUGACCGAGGAUGAUGAAGAAAGAAAUAAAGAUCCAAUUAGGCGGGGUAUACAAGCCAUCAAAGAUGGCGUUUACUUCUUCUUUUACAUGUUCUCACCUACCAAUAUUAAGAACAAGAUCGCCGAAAUGCAACAGAUGACGAUACCCGAACUCUUCAUUGGUUUCUUCAAGAUGAUUUUCUACGCCUUCUAUUAUUCUGGCUUUGGUGUUGGCUGCGUGAUCAAGUAUUUCAUGAGACUUCUAUUGACAUUAAUGAGAGGACCGCAUGUGGAGGAGCCUGUUGUAGUCAAGGAGGAGGAAGAGAAACCGUCGAGACAUUUACCCGCUUUGCCACCGACGCCGGAUGAAUCGAAUUUACAAGUGCAAGCCUUCGGAAUGGAUAUAACGAAAGAAGAAGGAGGACAGAUAAAACUAGCGCCGCACGAAUCGACUACUUCUACGCCGCAAUCCAGUAUCGAAGAGACGGGUGAGAGUACACCCGAAGAGGGUACUGGCGAGGAUGGAGCGAGAGCUGAAGGAGGAGAAAGCGAGCCGCCUGUUACUUUAGCUGAUCUACUGGGGUUAGUAGAGUAUAAUAAACAAGCGGAGAACAAGCCAGAGCGCAAGCUGCCGCAGCGGUCAGCCAUGGCAGCAGUUGAAGCCGAAGCAAAGCAAGAAAUUUCAGUUGAACCUUCUACAGGAUCGAGCAUCGAUCUGUCCGAAUACAGUCAUCGUAUAGUAUCCUUCUUGGCCAGGAAUUUCUACAAUCUGAAAUACGUCGCGCUAGUUCUCGCCUUUUGUAUCAACUUUAUGCUGCUAUUUUAUAAGGUUACGUCUUUGGCUGAUGACUCGGAUGAAGAAGGUAGUGGACAAAUAGCGGAUUUGUUAACGGAAAUAUCAGGCGAGGGGACAUCGGGUUUGGCAGGUAGUGGCAUGGAAAUAGGCAGCGGUAGUGGUGAAAACGGUUCAGAAGAGGAAGACGAAGAGGUUCAGGAAUUUGUGGAAGUGUCUGAGGAUUAUUAUUAUAUGGCUCACGUUAUGAGGUUACUGGCUGCUCUUCAUUCAAUCGUUUCACUUGCUAUGCUUGUCGCAUAUUAUCAUCUAAAGGUACCAUUGGCCAUAUUCAAACGAGAGAAGGAAAUUGCACGACGAGUAGAAUUCGAUGGAUUAUAUAUAGCCGAAACGCCGGAAGAAGAUGACAUUAAAGCGCACUGGGAUAAAAUGGUAAUAUCCGCGAAGACUUUCCCUGUUAAUUAUUGGGACAAGUUCGUAAAGAAGAAAGUCCGACAAAAAUACAGCGAGACGUACGAUUUCGAUUAUAUCAGUAAUUUGCUCGGAAUGGAAAAGACUUCUUUCAGCCAACAGGAAGAAGAAGGAUCUGGUUUAAUACAUUUCAUUGUAAAUAUCGAUUGGAGAUAUCAAAUAUGGAAGGCCGGAGUCACGAUUACCGAUAACGCAUUUUUAUACAGUUUGUGGUACUUUACAUUUUCAAUCCUCGGCAACUACAACAAUUUCUUCUUCGCCGCUCACUUGUUAGACGUCGCAGUCGGUUUCAAAACUUUACGAACAAUCUUACAAUCGGUAACACAUAACGGCAAGCAGUUGGUCUUAACAGUGAUGCUACUGACAAUCGUAGUAUACAUCUACACUGUGAUAGCCUUCAAUUUCUUCAGAAAGUUCUAUAUACAGGAAGAAGACGAAACAGACAAGAAAUGUCAUCAUAUGCUAACAUGUUUCGUUUUUCAUUUGUACAAAGGCGUAAGAGCCGGCGGUGGUAUAGGCGAUGAAAUCGGUGAACCUGAUGGCGACGAUUACGAGGUUUAUCGUAUAAUGUUUGACAUCACGUUCUUUUUCUUCGUGAUCGUCAUUCUGUUAGCUAUCAUUCAGGGUUUAAUCAUCGAUGCGUUCGGCGAACUUCGAGAUCAACUCGACAAUGUAAAGACAAAUAUGGAGAGUAACUGCUUCAUUUGCGGUUUAGGAAAGGAAUAUUUUGACGCGGUACCGCAUGGGUUCGAUACUCAUGUGCAACAAGAGCACAAUUUAGCAAAUUACAUGUUCUUCCUUAUGCACUUGAUUAAUAAACCCGACACCGAAUACACUGGUCAGGAGACUUACGUGUGGAAUAUGUAUCAACAAAGGUGUUGGGACUUCUUCCCGGUGGGCGACUGCUUCCGCAAGCAGAACGAGACGGUAGAAGAAGAGGCCAAGAAAAAAUAAAAUUAAUCCUGACUCUAAUUAAGGUGAUCAAUAAAAACGAUCGAUCUUACUUGACGAAGAGGACUCACCUCAUCGAACAGUGUCUUCGAUAAUUUAGCAUAAAUUUUUACUCAUCGAGAGUGCGUGGUUAGUACUCAUUUAAAAUCAAAUUUCGAAAGUUCUACAUCUUACCUCAUAAUGACAAAGAAAGGAUUUUUAUCUUGUAAACUUAUGCUCCGUUUUCCACUUGGUAAUUUAUUCCGGCUAACUAAUAGACUUUCUGACGUGUGAAUGUAAUGCAUUAAUUGCGUACUGCGUGUAAUGAGGAUUAUAGAGCAAUUCGUGUCUGAUACCGCAUCGGGGGAAUAAAAUUGAACAUAUUUUUCCAACUUUGUAAAAAAUGGCAUAAACUGUAUCAUCAAAACCAGUAAUUUUCUCUUUUAGAUUAUAUUUCUAAUAUUAGAUAGCAAUCAUUGACAAAAGCUCGAUUUCCUUCGAUCGGCAGUACGUUAUUGUUAAAUCGAUGGAAACGGCGGAACCGACUGCACAAAUUUACAUAUUCAUAGCGUUACAAUAUUGCCUUCUUUUCAUACGUCGGAUAAUCUAUACUGUAUAAUUUUAUGCUGUAUCGCAGCGAUAACAAGUUUGAGAUAUAUGAUGAUAGAAUAAGUAAAAUUAAAGAUGUUUAAAGUUUAUGUAAUGUGCAAAUCUUUUUCUGACUGAUAUGAAAGCGGGAACUUUUUGGACAUUAUAUAUGACUGAGCUCACAGUAUAUCUGAGAAUGUCAAUAUAUUGUAAAUAAAAUUCUACAGCAGGACUAUCUGGUAAUAAAU
Messenger RNA from Mycetomoellerius zeteki, 16467 nucleotides. RefSeq names its product Ryanodine receptor (gene RyR). Gene Ontology annotation, biological process: striated muscle contraction; release of sequestered calcium ion into cytosol by sarcoplasmic reticulum; intracellular calcium ion homeostasis. Gene Ontology annotation, molecular function: ryanodine-sensitive calcium-release channel activity; protein binding. NCBI's taxonomy places the organism in Eukaryota, Metazoa, Arthropoda, Insecta, Hymenoptera, Formicidae. The record is from RefSeq and is a predicted model, not a curated record. Gene Ontology annotation, cellular component: smooth endoplasmic reticulum; Z disc; calcium channel complex.